UGUGCCUGACGCUUCACAGCCCCUAGGGCCAACUUCUAUCGCGAAAUAUACGAUUUUGGCUCGUCGGGGUCGGCCAAAUUUUGCCAGCGCACAGUGGAAAGCCCGGCUUCCGUACGUAGCGACCAGCUGUAAGACUCGAGGGUUUUGUAUAUGUAGCCGUAUUCCUGCUCGAACGUGCCCGUACACAACGUCAGCAUCGUCCAGCAGCCAACAUGGCAGCCGUACACGUCCUUGACGACUACUAUCUCGCCAUCACGUUCCUCAUCACUGUUGCUUACCAGCUUUUCUUCUUUGCCAUCGCCUUCUGGUUCAAGUUCGACAAGGUCACCGACUUUGCCGGCGGUACCAACUUCAUUCUUCUUGCUAUCCUCACACUUUCGUUCAGCGACAACCGCGGCGAUGCGCGCAACAUUGUAGCAUCGCUCUUCAUCAUGCUAUGGGCAGCAAGACUAAGCGGUUUCCUUUUGUUCAGGAUUUUGAAGAGUGGAAAAGAUGAUCGCUUUGACGACAAGAGGGACAAAUUCUGGUCUUUUCUGGGAUUCUGGGUGUUUCAAAUGUUCUGGGUUUGGACAGUAUCAUUACCAGUUACCAUCCUAAACUCGCCCAAGGUUACUCGAUUCAAUCAGCCGGAGUUUGGAACGGGUCGAGACAUCGCGGGCAUCAUCCUCUGGUCUAUCGGUUUCAUUAUGGAGAGCGUCUCAGAUGUUCAAAAGUACAGAUUCCGUACUGCUCAUGGUAGCGACGGUGCGGUCUGCAAUGUUGGAUUCUUUGCUUGGACUCGGCAUCCCAACUACUUUGGAGAAAUCAUCAUUCAAUUUGGCAUCUUCAUGAUUGCUGUAUCUCCCGCAGCAUACAACUACGUUUCGGGCGGCGCGUAUGAUGCGCUGUACGCGUCUAUCCUUGGACCCUUCUUUUUGACUUUACUGCUCAUGUUUGUGUCUGGCCUGACAUUGCAAGAACGUCCCGGUGCAAAGAAGAGGUAUGAGAAAGGCACUCAAUGGCCCGAGUACGAGCGAUACCUCCACCGUACGAGCAUUCUCAUCCCUUUUCCGCCUCAAAUCUACGCCAGGUUGCCGGUCAUUCUCAAGAGAACCAUCUUCCUGGAGUUCCCAAUCUACGUCUUCGACCCAGCGAAGCAUGCGGACCAGGACAAGGUACAAGCUAGAUCCGCGGAGGAGGGACAGAGCAGGCCAAGUGACGAAGAGGGCUUGAGAUCUUGAAGUAUCACCACCUGCCCAUCGACUGUUUAAUGCGAUGAUACCCAUUUCCCGGCAAUUAAUACCUCGUGUAUUCACGACUUAGUUAGAGUGCUUGUUCAGCGCAUAAUCGUAAUUCAGCUUUGUAAACAUACCCUCAAACGACAUGUGUGCC
Molecule: messenger RNA, 1371 nt
Organism: Alternaria alternata
Lineage: Eukaryota; Fungi; Ascomycota; Dothideomycetes; Pleosporales; Pleosporaceae
Product: DUF1295-domain-containing protein
Exons: 3
Coding region: 213-1220 (335 amino acids)
Biological process (GO): lipid metabolic process
Cellular component (GO): membrane
Molecular function (GO): oxidoreductase activity, acting on the CH-CH group of donors
Source: RefSeq, a predicted model, not a curated record